Messenger RNA from Chenopodium quinoa (quinoa), 1338 nucleotides. RefSeq names its product protein BIC1-like. Gene Ontology annotation, biological process: blue light signaling pathway. The record is from RefSeq and is a predicted model, not a curated record. The transcript has a single exon. NCBI's taxonomy places the organism in Eukaryota, Viridiplantae, Streptophyta, Magnoliopsida, Caryophyllales, Amaranthaceae. Bases 597 to 1103 code for a protein of 168 amino acids.
UCAACCAAAGUCAUCAAAAUCACAUUAAUUCUACGAUAGAAUCAAAUACCAAAUGUACCCUUUGCAAAAUCAAAUACUAAAACCCUAUUGGAACAAUAGCCUCUAAAAAUCAAUCCCCACUUGACUUAGCUUAACCAACAACCGUACCCCCCUCAAUACUAAAAUCAACAUCAACCUCACAAUCCCUCCAAAAAUCCCAUGCAAAGCAACCCCAUCUGCUUAACACCCCUGUUUUUUUUCUUUUUCUUUUUCUUUUUCUUUUUUUAUAUUUAUAUCUAUUAAUUUUAAUUAUUUUCAAAUUUCCUUUAAUUUUGGGCCCUUUUAGUUUUGUAAAACUUGAACUAAACCACACAAAUUAGAAUCCCACAAAUCUAAAAGAAGACACGUAAAAAUGUCACUUGCCAUACAAAAAAGAAACAACAAUUUGGAAUGACGUGUAAACUAACACCCCCACUUAUAUUUACUCCUUUCUCUCCUCUCAAUUCCUUUUAUUCUCCCUCACACUUUCAUUCUUCUCCUCUAUUCCAUACCAAAAAAAAAAAAUCUGAUCAUAAAAACAGAGGAAUUGUUACUUUAAAAACAGAGCAACCCAAUUUAUGAUAUCAAUGGAAGAAUUAAAACCCACAAUGCAAAUUCAAGAAUCUCAUCAAAUACCCACCUCCUUAUUGGUUCAAGAAAAACCCGGGCUCGCCUCGCCCGAGCACGAUGAUCACCAACCACAACCACAACAACAACAACAACAACAAAAGCGGCCGAAUGAAGGCAAUAGUGAUGAAGAAGAGGGGAAAUCGACGAAUACCCGCGAAUGCGAAAGUGGCGGGAAACAUGAGGAAGAAAAUAAGGAGAAAAUAAGUGGUGAUUAUAGUAAUAAUGGGGGAGUUUUAGGGCCAAGAGAAAGAUUGAAGAGGCAUAGAAGAGAAGUAGCAGGGCAAGUAUGGAUACCAGAUAUAUGGGGUCAAGAAGAUUUCAUGAAAGAUUGGAUUGAUUGUUCAGCAUUUGAUGCAUCAUUGGUUCCUCAAGGUAUUAUGUUAGCUCGAGCUUCUUUAAUGGAGGAAGGAAGAAGAUCUAAUUCUAAUACUCUCAGAGUAGAAAAUAGCUGUUAGAAGACUUUUAUUUUAUUGCCUUUUUCUUAUUUAAUUUUAUUUUUCCCUUUUUAUUUUGGGGUUUAUUUGAGAUGAUCAUAUUAAAAUUGUUUACAAUGAGGCCAAAGAAGAAAGAAAAAAUAUAAAAUUAAAAAAAUAUUGUUAGUAUUUAUGUGUAUUAGAUGUUGAUAGUUAGAAGAACAAGAAGCAAAGGCCUAGUUUACAAUAACAAUUACUUUUUUUUUUAGUGGUUCAA